CAUCGUCUACAAGCAUCGAGAUUUACGAAAAACAGUUAACUAUUUCAUCGUGAACAUGGCUGUGUCAGAUCUACUUUUCCCACUGAUAGUAAUCCCUGUCAAUAUUGUUGGAUUGGUGACUGAUUCAUGGCAAUUGCGCGUCAGUGGAAACUUAGGAUCGAGUUUUUGCAAGUUGUUUUAUUUCUCGAGCGCUGUGGCCCUCCAUGUUUCUGUUCAAAGCUUGGUGUGGAUAGCAAUUGACAGAUUUGUCGCCGUCGUUUUUCCAAUAAAACUUGGUCUUAUUUCACCGAAGAUUCGCACAACAGCCAUCGUUUCCACUUGGAUUUUUGCAGGUUUGUUUAAUUCACCAUUGCUGAUAAUCUCGGAUGUUGUUGUACACGAAAAUAAAAACACGUUUUGCGACUACACAGGUGGCGAUUCAGUCUACAAUUCGGAUUUUUCGGCGGCAUUUUUGUUUGCACAAUUUUUUAUGUGUUUUAUCGCUCCGUUAGUUGUAUUAACCGUUUUGUACACUGCGAUAGCAAUCGCUUUAAAAAGACAGAAUAAAGCCCUCAAUAACAUCGCACAAAAUCGAAGAAAGAAACGAAGACAAGCUAUUCGAAUGGCUGUUAUCAUUAUAGUGCUAUUUUACAUUUGCGUUAUUCCAUCGACGUUGUCAUAUUUCGCUGCAUACAGGAGUUUGUCUUGUGUCUCUCAAAAACUGCUUUUAACUCUAGCGAGUGUUGUGUUUUGUUCGUCUUCUAUGGUCAAUCCAAUAAUUUGUUUGUCGUUUGUUGAGAGUUAUCGCCGUGGAUUACGAAAUGUUUUAUGUCCUUGCACGAAAACGCCAGACACCAUAACGGCGAAACGCGAGCAAGGUACUCUACAAGGAGUGAAAAAUCUUUCCGGAGAAAAAUGUCGACGAGUUUUGAAGGACACAGAAAACUACAAAGAAACAUUGAACACUACUAUGUAGAGAGCAUGUAGAGAUGGUCUGAGACCCUAAAAGAUGCCGUGUAGGAUAGAAACA
Messenger RNA from Orbicella faveolata, 1009 nucleotides. Its product is annotated as QRFP-like peptide receptor. The record is from RefSeq and is a predicted model, not a curated record. Gene Ontology annotation, molecular function: G protein-coupled receptor activity. Gene Ontology annotation, biological process: G protein-coupled receptor signaling pathway. Gene Ontology annotation, cellular component: membrane. NCBI's taxonomy places the organism in Eukaryota, Metazoa, Cnidaria, Anthozoa, Scleractinia, Merulinidae.